Messenger RNA from Pomacea canaliculata, 1734 nucleotides. Its product is annotated as FERM domain-containing protein 4A-like. Gene Ontology annotation, biological process: establishment of epithelial cell polarity. The record is from RefSeq and is a predicted model, not a curated record. Gene Ontology annotation, cellular component: cytoskeleton. Gene Ontology annotation, molecular function: cytoskeletal protein binding. Lineage: Eukaryota; Metazoa; Mollusca; Gastropoda; Architaenioglossa; Ampullariidae.
AUGACUGUUUGCUGGGUGCAGUUGGAACAUUUUGUGUGUUUUUCACAGCCAAAACUCUACACAUUUGAACUUCUGGAUCUUGUGGCAUCCCACUUCAAAUUGCAAGAAAAACACUAUUUUGGACUAGCUUUUCUGGAUGAAACAUCACAUUUCAACUGGUUACAUGGAGAAAAGAAAGUUUUGGAUCAUGACUUCCCAAGGAAAAGUGGAGUUCUUCAGUUACAUUUCUCUGUCCGAUUCUAUGUGGACACUAUUGGCAUACUGCCAGAUUCCCAGACAGUGGAACUUUUCUACCUCAAUGCUAGGCAAGCAGUGUUCAGGGGGCAAAUUGAGUGCGACAGUGAAACAGUGUUGGAGCUAGCAGCACAUGUUUUACAAGCAUGCAAGGGAGACUUUACCAGUGAUGAAGAAACAAGGGAGCACUUAAAAAGGCUACCAGUUAUACCAACACGCACUCUAAAAGAACACCCAUCAAUCAGUUACUGUGAAGAGAAAGUCAUUGGUUACUAUAAAAAGCUCCUAGGAACAUCAAGAGGCCUCGCAAUUGUGAACUACAUGACAAUUGUAGAAAGACUUCCCACAUAUGGAAUACAUUACUAUGAAGUGAAGGACAAAAGAGAAAUACCAUGGUGGCUUGGCAUUAGCCCCAAAGGAAUAGCUGUAUAUGACAAAAAUGAUAAGACAACACCACGGAGGCUCUUCACUUGGAAGCAUUUAGAAAACUUGUAUUAUCGGGAUAAAAAGUUUUCAAUAGAAGUUCAUGAUCCCAAACGUAUCGUGCACACACUGAGCAGUUUCAACUUGUAUGAAGAUGCCAUUCGUGAGCCCGUUGAACAAUAUGACGACCUGUCCGAUGCAAUCACAGACCCCACCACUCAGUAAGUUUCUGUGAGUCGCAGGACGUUUGGCACCAGUAGUGUCAAUGUGCAUGCAUGGCUGGCCUCCAGCCCACAACUGACCAGCAUCUGGUCUAUGGCAGUUGCCCAGCACAAGUUCUACCUGGACAGGAAGCAGAGCAAGAGCUCGUUAACAGCUGCUCGUAGCAUGAGUGAGAUUGCAGCAGACCUCAGUCGCAGUAGCACGUCCCUUGUUGACUCGGAUCUAAGCCGGAGUGCCAGUUCACAAUCAUUGCCAAGUCUUGGGGGCUCCAGAUUUGAUUUAAACAUGGAGAACUUAGAGUCUCAGAAGGCUGAGCGAGAAAUGUUCAAGGCUUUGAAGGCCAGGAAGGAAGCACUUGAAGAGGCUUUGCGCAGCAAGCUUGAGGAACUGAAGCUGCUUUGCUUUCAGGAAGGGGAGCUCACUGGAGAGCUGCCAAAAGAAACACCGUUAGAAGCAGGUGAACGAGUUCCCACAUUUCGACGGCGUAUUGGAACAUCAUUUGCUCUUUCGCCAAAGACAAUUCACAAGAAAGACCAGAAUGAGGACCAUCUUGCCACACUGGAAUUGGAGUACGAGCUGCAGAGCAAGAUAACGUCAGCUGCCCACAGUUUAGCCCAUGACAAGUCGGUCAGCAAGUAUGUGCGCAAACAACGACGACAGGCAUACAGCCGAGCUUCCACCAAGUUAAAAGAAAUGGAAAAGAAGCUGACAGAAGCCAGGAGAAAAAGCAGCAGGACCAGGACCAGAGAUGACAGACAAGAAAACAACCAAGCUGUAUCCGGUGAAUCUAAAUAUGGUGACCAUGACAUUAUUGGGGGGGAUCAUCACAGACAUUAUGUACAAGACAAGCAUCAU